Molecule: messenger RNA, 928 nt
Organism: Drosophila teissieri
Lineage: Eukaryota; Metazoa; Arthropoda; Insecta; Diptera; Drosophilidae
Product: vesicle-associated membrane protein-associated protein A
Exons: 1
Coding region: 135-833 (232 amino acids)
Biological process (GO): endoplasmic reticulum membrane organization
Cellular component (GO): endoplasmic reticulum membrane; plasma membrane
Molecular function (GO): FFAT motif binding
Source: RefSeq, a predicted model, not a curated record
UUUGUCACUUCCGCUACGGCAUUGUCAAGGAACGUGUUCAUUUGAUACAUUUCUUUUUCAUAUAUUGGGCAUAAUCGGUUCCAGCUCAAAUCGCUUUCGAUUUUUGGACAAAAAAAAAGUAUAAAUACUCCAAUAUGUCUAACAAUACAGAGAGCAAACUUUUGCUAGACCCGUGCGAUGGAAUCGUCUUCGAUGGUCCAUUCAGCCGCUCGGUGAGCCGGAAGCUGGUCAUCAGUAACACCAGUAAGACCCAGCGAAUGGCCUUCAAGAUGAAGACGACCACUCCGAAACUUUUUUACGUGCGUCCCAACAUCGGAGUUUUGGGGCCCGAGGAAAAGGUCACCAUCGACAUCUUCAUGCAGCCAAUACUGCAGGAGCAAAUACAGAAGCGUCACAAGUUCCUUCUCCUGGCCGCCGAGGCGACUGGUGACAUAACCGAUAUGCAGGAGUUCUGGAAGCUGCAGAGGCCGGAGGAUAUAUGGGACACCAAGAUCAAAUGUGAGCUGAUCCCUUCGAAGGAGGAGGAGUUCCGUCAGGCUGGAGGUUCGGCUAGAUCCUCUACGGACAACAAGGACGGCGAGGUCCAUUUCGAUGCCCAGGAGGUCAGUGAGCCGGUGGCCAAGUUGCUCAAGCAAAUCAGCAUGCUGGAGGACGAGCGUCUGGCCCUUAAAGACCAGAUUGACAAUUUGCGUGACCAGACGAUUGAAACCAAUCCUGGCCAAGCGAUGAUGCGUCCACGCCGAGGACGCAUCAAUUUCUUCUUCAUGGCCGCCAUUAUUCUCACUAUAUUGGGCGCUUUGCUAGGCGCCUUUUAUGGCAAGAAUUAUUUGUGAAUUCUUUAUCAUGGCAGUUUUCAGAACGUAGGCCAGUAAAGUGCACCAAAAUUGUACGAAAAUUUGUUGUCAAUUAAACAAUUUACCCUAAAUGA